Messenger RNA from Triticum aestivum (bread wheat), 2826 nucleotides. RefSeq lists its product as uncharacterized. The record is from RefSeq and is a predicted model, not a curated record. Gene Ontology annotation, cellular component: tRNA-intron endonuclease complex. Lineage: Eukaryota; Viridiplantae; Streptophyta; Magnoliopsida; Poales; Poaceae. Gene Ontology annotation, biological process: tRNA-type intron splice site recognition and cleavage. The coding region runs from base 56 to 1537 and encodes 493 amino acids. The transcript has 4 exons.
GGGCCCGUUUCCAGUGUGACGGGACGUUGAAUUUUCCAGUGUUGCGGAGCUGUCCAUGGCGGCCGCGGCGCGAGACCGGCGGCGAAGGGGCCGCGCUCUCGGGGCUGCCUCCGCCGCUGCCGCGGAAGACGACGGGGAGGAGCACCACCUCAACCCCUUCCUCUCGGACGCGGCGCCGACGUCUUCGAGAGUCCAGUUCAGGAACGUGGCGUCGCGGGCGCGGUGGGUGGAGGAGGCCGGCGCGGCGGAGGUGUUGGACAACAAGGGGAAGCUCUGGCUGACCACCGGCGUCACACGGGGCGGCAGGCUCUACUACAAUGUCGAGGAGAUCGGGUUUUUGGCAGAAAGAGGGGCAUUGAUUUUUCUCGAUGAUGAGGGUGCGACAAUAGGAAUGGAAGAAAUCUAUGGAAAGAUUGCAGGAGGAAAAUAUGGGUGCUCCUGGGAUGCCUUUCAGGCUUACAAACACUUGAAGUUGCUUGGCUACAUUAUCGGACGAUAUGGUGUCCCCUGGACAAUGAAGCAUAGCCCUACUUGUGAAACCACUGAUUCCCUCGAGGGUAUGCCUGACACUGACCAGAGUUUCAAUAGAGCCAAUGGUGUCCGCAAUGGCAUCACGAAAUUGCUCGGAGAAAUGCACAUAGAUGGGUUACAUCCAUCCUUUGAAGUGUAUCUACCAAAUAACAAAUUUAGAAAGUCAUCCCCUGGAGCCCCUUGUUUCCUCCUAUCUAUGCUAAGUGGUUAUAAUGUUUUCCCGACCCCGUGCCGCUCCCGCGAGUGGCCCGGGCGUAGCCCUAGACCCUCGCCGCCGCCACCCCUCACCUCGCCUCUCCCCUCCCCCGCCGCCGCCAGGGGCCGCCGCCGGGCGAAGCCCGUGCGUGCGUGCGGCGGUGGCGGCGGGUUUCUUCCCUCCCCGCGAAACAUCCGGUCGGCGCGGAACGGCUGGCCUCGCGGUGGCGUGUCGGGCUGGCGGCGGCCUGGGGGUGGCUCCGAGGGGCGGCGCCGUUGCUCUGCUCCUCCGGGCGGUAACCUUGGCGCGCGGCUAGGCCGGGUGCGGGACGGCGCGCGGAUCUGGCGCGGCUUCGGGCGGGCUCGCGAUGGCCGAGUCGUGCUGCUGAGGUGGGGGACGCCGGGGCAGCGGCCUCGGUCCGGGCUCCCGGUGGCUUGGGCAUGGACGGCGUACGGGCGCGCGGCGGCUCCUGGCUCCGGAUGUGCGCGUGGGGUGCGGAUCGACAGCCGGGCACGGCGGCGGCAGGCGUAUGUUGGGCGCGGGAACCAGCCGGGCGUGGCGGGUGCGGCUCCGGAGCGCGAGGUGUGCUGCGGGCGGUGGACCUGCUCGUCUGCUCUGCUGCUUCGCUUGCGGCUCCGAUCUGGAUCUGGCGUGAGCUGCUUCUUCGGUCUGGUGCUGCUCUUCGCGAUGUGGUGUUGGUUGUUGCGGUGGUGGUGGCUGCGGUGGUGCUGCGGUGGUGGACGGCGGCUUCGGCCAAGGGGUGGUGCGGUUCUGGUCGCGGUGGAUCGUGGGAUCCCGUGGCCGGAGUGAGGUCGGCCUCGGCAGGGGUGGUGGUUUGUUGGUCGGUGGUGGCGGGCGGUCGGCACAUCUCCGGGAGAAAUCCUUGCUCCGGUCUCCACCGGAGCCGACGGCGGCAGCGCCCGCGGGUGCCGUGAUCUUUCUUGGAAGCGUCGUCGUGGAGGUGCGCUCCUCCUCCCCACGGCUUUGGCUCCGGAGGGAAACCUCAGAUCCUCUGGAUCGGGCGAUGGAGGCGUCUUCGCGUCUUUCUCCUCCUUGGGGGCAUCGUCUCGGAGCAGGCAACGACUGGGAGACCGAUGGAUGGCGGCAUCUUCGCCGUGUGGGUUGCGGCAUCUUCGCCGCGUGGUUUGUGGCAUCUUCGCCGCGUAGUUUGCCGAGGCGGCCUUUUCGGGGGCGCUGAUUUCCGUUUGGCAACGAAGAUGGCGUCAAGAGGAACUCUGGUCGCGGCUCGGGCUUCGGUAGUCGGAUCUUCCCGGCGUGUCCGAGGUGCUCUUUGGGGCACGGUCGGCACAAGUCCUGCAUAUUUCCCUUGUGAUGAUCGUCGUCAGAGUCGGAGCUGUCGGCUGUUCGCGCGUGUGGCCUUCUGUUGGCAUGUGCCGUCAUGGUUUCUGUGCAGCUGUUUGCGGGUUGGCUUCGACGAUGAAGGUCUACGGUGAAGUCGGAGUCGCCCGUUCGGAGGUAGCCGGUGAUGACGAUGACGCUUGCGACUGCUCGGCGGAUGUCUUUCCCUCUUUGUAGCUUUGUGAUCCCAUGUCGGUGGCCAGGUUGACCGAUGGUACCCAUUUUAUGUGGGUUGGAUUGUAUCGGUUUUAGCCCGGUUUUCCGUCAAUUAACCGGGCAAUUCUCACUCCUCCUUAAUUAAUGAAAAUGGCAAGUCUUUUGCCUCGUUUCAAAAAAAAUAUAAUGUUCGAGCUAAUGUAUACUUAGUAUAAUUUAAGCUUAGUAUCCAAGCUGAUAGGGAAUUUUGGGUGUCCAAUCAGAUUUUUACUUAGUUGAGCCAUGUCUUGCAAUCGAAAUGUGCAGUCAAUCAUGAUUUCUUGUACUAUUUAUAUGCUUAUCAUAUAUCCAUCAGUCACACCUUAUCACAGGUUCUCAUUUUCGUGACAAACCUUUUCCCAACAGAAUAAAUAGUGAUUCUAAGCAUGGAGUGGGUAAUGAAACACGUGAAGCCACAAAUUUGCAGAACCGAAACAUCAUAAAAGUUAUAGAAGUAGGCAAGGAAACACGAAAAAAUGCCAUGAAAAUAUAUGAAUUUGGGCUUAGCAGUUUGUGGUUGGAUGCAUAUAUGAUCCCUUGAAUGA